Messenger RNA from Owenia fusiformis, 2182 nucleotides. The record is from the annotation of a GenBank genome assembly. Lineage: Eukaryota; Metazoa; Annelida; Polychaeta; Sabellida; Oweniidae.
AUGUACAAAACACCGAGCUUGACAACUCCUGCCUCAUCAAAUGGAAGUCUUCAGUCUACAUUUACUAUACAUUUGUUAGACGCUGAAAACACAGAAUCCGGUUGUUGUUUCCUUGUUCCGAAGUCAUGGAAGAAAAAGAAAGAGAUUAAAAUGAUGUGUCUGACGAUAACCCCGUUGAUAGUACUACUCAUCCUUUUGUUAUGGCAGAGUGUCGAGAAGGUCUUUGAAAUAAAUAAUUCAAACAAGCUUGGGACAAAACUAGAAAUAAGUGUUGAUAUAGGUCACCUUAUAGAUAAACUGCAAAAAGAACGUGAAAUGUGUGUAUUCUACAGAAGAAGACUCCCCCUGGCGAUAAAAUCAAAGCUGCCUAAAAUUUUCACAGAUACCGAUAACGCUAUUGAAAAACUAAAAAAUUGGCCAUCCAAUUUGAGAGAAAAAAGUUGGGUAUUUGGGACGAAGGAAACAUUUCGAAAAUAUAUUGGUCGACAUAGAACGGCCUUAACCUUAUGGAAAGUCACGGAAAGCGAUGACGUGGCAUCUAAUAAAGAAAUAGCAUUUUAUACAUCUAUAUUGGACGUCUUUGUUGACUAUUUUAAGCGGUCUCUUGAGGAAUCCAAUUACGGUAGGCGAUGGAGAGCACUGGUUGCUUAUGAAACGAUCAUCAAGGCCAAAGAACAUCUUGGUAUUGCAACAACUUUAGGGUUACUGUUCUUCGCCAAUGGCAAAUUUCAAUCGCUUAACGAUUACCUUCGAUUCGCCCAACAAGCUAAUGAAGCAGAGUCCUUGCUUAUUCAGGCCAAGAAUUUUUCCCCCUUAGUUACUGCUGUCGAUUCACAAAGAAACAUAACAUCACGACAGGAACAAUCAGUAAAACAAUAUAAGAAUCUUAUUUUAAGUCGCAGUCUCACAAUAGAUAAACCGACGAACUUCUCCAUCCAGAUGUUAGUUACAUACUCGGAAGAUAUGGACGGAUAUAGUGAUAAAGUGCGAAGGAUCCAAGAAGACCUGGAAAAUCAUAUAAUGGCCGAAGUUAUUCGUGGUACAACAAACGGCAUUAUAGGUUUAGGGUUGACUAUAGUUCUGCUUGUGUUUGUCGUCAUUGUGACACCGCUGAUCUGUUUUAGAAUUCUGGACAUGACACAUCAGAUACAGCAAUGUGUGGUAUCAUUGGCGGAUAAAACAAGAGAACUACGAACAGAGAAACGACGAACUGAAACACUUUUGUACCAGAUGCUGCCAAGGCCCGUGGCAAAACAGCUAAAGAGAAAAGUGGGCGUUGAUGCAGAAUUCUUUGAGGAGGCUACUAUAUUUUUCUCAAGAAUAACAGAUUUUCACGAGAUUUCUGCGAGGUGUAGCCCUAUCAAAAUUGUCGAGCUGUUGAAUACACUUUACGUUGAGUUCGAUAAAAAGAUUGAAAUGUUUGACGUAUAUAAAGUGGAGACAAUUGGUGAUUGUUACAUGGUUGCGUCAGGGCUGCCUAUCAGAAACGAGGACAAACACUGCAAAGAUAUAGCUCUGAUGGCUCUUGCUUUGAUGUCAUUGACAUUUGGCAUAGAACCAAUGGAUAUAGGGAUAGAUUCCCGGAUAGAUUAUAUAAAUGUCCGCAUGGGCAUUCAUACUGGCCCAUGUGUGGCUGGGGUUGUCGGAACAACACUACCUAGGUACUGCGUAUUUGGAGACACAGUCAACACAGCAGCACGGCUAGAGUCUAGUAGUUUAGCCAACAAGAUUCAUAUAAGUUCAAGAAUACAUCAAAUGCUGUCGAAAGUUGGAGGAUUUAAAAUGAAAGCACGUGGAGUUAUGGAACUGAAGGGUAAAGGGAUUAUGUCCACGUAUUGGCUUGAGAAUCACACAGGCUCUCGUCAUCUCUCCUCGUCAACAUCCUUGGACUCAAAAGAAGAGUACAUUGGGGACUUUGUGGGAAGCCAGUUUGAACAGAUUCACUCACCGCAAGAAACAUGUAUUGAAACAGGCGACCCAUUUGAGUCUGAAAUGUCCAGCACAAAUAGUGGACCAACGUCUACCCGGCAACAAAGACACGCUAUUGUUGCUGACUCUGGCCAAGCAGAAACAAUGACGCCAGUUUCAGAGUAGUCUGAAAUUUCGAAGCUGAUGUUCAGCUAUUUAAUGCCGACUAAUGAACGCAACUGGCAAUAAAUGGUUUUUACACCACAAAUCUGCA